AAGCACUUUACUUACAUUCGCUUUAUGCUUUUCUUGACACUUGCGCCAGCAUCUGCUACAAAAAAGAAACACAAAAUGGAGAAUUUCCUGCCGAACCAAAAUCCGGCCACCGGGCAGCCGUUACUCGUCUCCUCCGACCCCUGCGGUUCCACGUGGCACAAAAAGACCGAGCCGAUUGAAAUCCACGUUUACGGGAUCUUCAAAAACCUCGACAAGUUCCGACUGACCUCGGAUGAACGGUUUAUCGUGAAUAAAAUGUACAACGACCAGCAGUCGGGGGCCACUUCCCCUCUCGGGAAGCUCGCCGCAAACGUGUUUGGAACUACGAGCGGGGGGUAUGGUAGCUCAUCCUCUUCCACCGGUGGGGUCGUGAAAAAAAUGUCAUCAUUCCCCGGUGCUGGUGGUUCUUCCUUCGCACAGGGCGGUGGAGGAACAUCUUCAACCAGCGUGAUGAAGCCAACUACAUCUUGUUCGAAACAGCCUCCGAAUAAUUCCUCGUUUUUUCGUCCCACUGAUAUUAUACCUGCAGAUGAAUCCGGUGCAAUUGCAACUACAGCCGAUGAUCGGGCUUUCAUGACCACUGCCUCCUACGACAGCACCGACGGACGGGAGACGAAACCCAGGCCGACGAACGCCGUGACAGUGAGACGAGAGGACCACCUCCGCGGCGGAGGAACGAGUACUAUGCCCCCGGGGGAAAGAACAAGUGCAGCUGCAGCUGGACACCAGCCUACCAGCGGGAUCUUCACGGGUUCAUCUGCAAUUAUUGAGGGCGAGCACAACAGCGCCACACCCUACUAUUCCUGGGGAGAGAGUUGUACAACAUCCAGUUUUAAUAUGUCAAACCGAUCUUCAACAUCAUCAUCAAAUUCAUACCCGCAAGGAGGUGAAGGACCACCGAGCAGUUUGUUCGAAAGUUUUUUCGCGGAAGGAGAGCACCAAAGGGACGACAGUGGAACUGCAACCUCGAACACCCCUGGCGGAGAUUUGCUGAAUGCCUCCAUCGGUACUAGUUCAUCUUCCCGGGGCGGUGGAAUAAAUACUAGUAAUCCACAAAUUCAACAAAAAGAAAAACCUCUUUUCGGGAGGUCAGAAAGCAACAUCGAGCAAAGAUUCGUCGAUCAGUUUAAGCAGGAGGAUGAGUUGCAGCGGAGCCGGUUGACGAAAGGAACAUCAGAUAAGAACGCAGCGGGCUUCCACACAACUUCUCACUAUCAGCCGCAGCCAGAGGUGUUGUCCCCAACAAGUCAAAUCGACCGAGACCAACCGAGCCUGCAGCGUACCGCCAGUCGGAUUCUAGAGCUGCAUCGCGAGCACCAGGCGGCCGUCGCUGCUGCUCGAGGGUCUGUUUCAUCCAAGGUACCAGGAGUCGCCGACCAGAAUGCAGUUGCAGCGCCUUCGCCGACGAAAAUCAGCACUGCUCGGUCCUGGGGAACUAUGCAAGAAAAAAACUGUGUAAGUGUGAAUUUGUGUUGCAGAACAUGCAACAGAGUUACGCCUGUCAUGCCAGACAGCCAUGAAGUCCUCUUUUCAUGUGUGUUUUCCCUUACAAGCCACGCAUGACAGGUUUUCUCUGCCAUGUAGUGCAAAUUUGUGAUGCUGGUUUGGGUGGACGCAGCUCUCGUGUGCCGGAGCACCUGUAUGCCGCUGGGGGACGCAGCAGCUUUUUGCUGUUGAAUCGGUCCGGAUUAGCUCAGCAGGGGCCUCGCUUGAGGCCCCUCCACUAUGCUUCGUCCCUGCAUGCAUAAGGACCUCCAGGGCUGUGCAUCAUGUUCGACCUACGUAGACGCUCGCUGCGCGUCUCCGCCUUCGCGCAGCAUGGGCCCGGUCCCAGAUUGCACGUUGUGCCUGCCUUUUCGCGCGCCAGCCCUGUUUGCUUCUACAGCUACCGCUCGUCUUAGUAAAGGCCUUUAGAAUUUAUUCCCAUAGGUACACAUUUACCAGAACAAGCGCUUAAGUAGCAAUACUAUGUUUUCCGAUUUAGUUUUUCCGAUUCCGUAGAAGUUUACGUUACGAGGUAGCUUAGCAUAUACUGGUUUUAGUAAGCCUCUGAACGGCAAAGGGACGAACUGCCCGUAGACCUCCGACGUGAUGCUGUUUCUCAAAGAAAGUUACACUUACACACUUUUUUUCCUGGAUAGAAACCGUGCGGAAGACCUUCACGACGGUGAACAACCUCAGAAAGGGGUUGGCCGCGUCGGGAACUUCGCUGCUCGGGACUGCGAGGAAAUCGACGGAGAGCUUGCUGGCGGAAGCGGAGGAGGAGAAAGCAAAAGACGAAAAGGAGCAGGAACGUGUGUAUUCUGAGUAAAAACGUCCCCACCCCAGAGUUGUCGUGCAGAUUUGCAGUUACAGGAAGAUUUGUAAUGGGCAUCCCCAUGAGAGGCGUUUCCGAUCGUGUUUUUACCUUUGUAAUGCUGCAAACAGGAUGACUAGAUGGAUAUGGAUUUGUGUUGCGGCUGUACUUGCUAAACUGCACUACACUACAGAGGGGAACUUGUCAUGCUUGAGUCCCAAAACUUCUCGACUUGUGUUGCGAGAUCACCAUCUUGAUUAUGGGGUGGGGACGUUUUUAAUCAGAAUAGCAUUCCGUUUUUCUUCUCGCUGCAAAAGUACGGGGUGAAGCAGGUCAGUUGCGGGGCGAAUUUCUUCGGGAUAAUUACCCUAGAAAUGGGGUUAGUGGGGCUCUUAUCCACUGCAAAAGUUAAAGUAUCGUUUACUCGUAUGAAUUGCAGGCAUGCGUGACAAUAAAUCCGGUUUCCUACCUAAAUCUGCAUUACAAAUUCCAAUUUUCUGCUUGAGAGAAUUUGUCAUGCGAUUUAUGUAUACAAGUACGAUUAACUUUUGCAAUGCAUAGCUCUUCGGGUUCAACAAGAAUUACGUGCAUGGCCACAUGGGGGAGUUCCUCCCCUUGGAGUUCUACGUUUGGGGCGCGGAUGAAAACCCGAGUCUGCCGCCGACUAGGAAAAGUUCGAAAAGUAGAACAGGGACGACCGACGAAGACCACGACGCAGCUGCUGGUGCACAGGGAUUUUCUCGCAAUUCUCUUUCCGGACCUACAAAAAAUAAUGACUCCUUCACAUAUGCUUUCCAAGAGCGCCGCUUCGUCGACCCUCUGGAAAAUCCUUUGGGGAAGUUGAAGAGCAAAAGCGAGGCUGCGGUUUUCAAGCCCAAAGACUUCGCCAGCGUCGUUUCUGCAGCAACUGGUGGAAAUAUUGGAAAUAAAAACAAAGUCUCUAGUACUUCUUCGACUUUCCUUCCAAUCGGGAAAAAUGCAAAUAAAGCUAGAUCCCCAAAAACUUCUACUUCGAAGAACUACAACAAAGGCACUAGAAGCUUGCCACAGGUCCGCGCUGUGGAAAUCGCCUGCGGCAGCGACCACACGUUGGUGUUAGGCUCCGACAACCUGCUCUACGCUCACGGCGACCCGAUUCUCUACGGACUGAACACGGAACUCUGCGGGGAUUACCUAGACGCCAUCGAGACAGUGUUGACGAAACGGUCUGAUAUGAUAAACGGCGCCUGGCGCUCCCCGGAGCACCAGACACUCACACAGUUUGGGCUUUUGUUCAAUUGCGGACCCGUGAGACCAAGACGGAAGCAGAGAAAUGAACUUCUACAAGAGCGGCAGCUCGUCGUGCCCUCGGGUAGCAGUAAAAGUAGCAUGAUGAGGUCGGGCCCCGGUUUGAUACCAGCAGGCGAGGGUAGAGAUGCGGCGGGUAGUUCUGGUAGAGCGUUUUUUUCCGGUAAUACUUCUACGGGGCCCUCUAACGACCGCAGUCUCCUCUUGGAAACCUUUGAUCACCAACGGGAAGAUCAUGACGAAGCACAAAGAGAAACGCAGUUUGAGUACGACCCGGGAAGAGACACAACAAAGCCAGGUACUAGGAGCAUGUUCAAGACUGUAAAAGAAGAAGAUGAAGAAGUCGAUCUAGAGCCAAAUAACCGGGACUACAUCAACUCCAGGAGAAGAGAAGAGGGAGAGGCGAUAUUGACGGCUUCGAGAGAAGAUCAUGCUGGUGCCAACAUCAGAUUCUUCCGAAGCAAGCACUCACAGCACGAACCAUUUUUCCCCUCCUUCUGGGACACGCAGGAGUUUGAGUUUGAACAGAUCCAAACCAUGCACGUGAAAGAACGGUACUCCGUGUGCGCGACUACCGAUGGGGUGCUGUACCACUGGGGCAAGGUCCCGUUCUUGUGUGCCACGUUCGAGGAAGCGACACUGAUGAUGUUCAGCGGAAACAGCUCUUCCUCCUCGGGUGUUGCGACCGCGACGGGACGGGAUAUUGGUCAACAACAUCGACGAGGCGGACCAGCGCACCCCUCAUCUUCAUCUCAUCUUGUCAGUGAGAAGAAUCCUUAUCGCGACAGUGCCUCUGGUGCCUUCUCCUCCACAAGACCCUCCGCCCCGAACGGCGUCGAUCAAAUUGCGUGCUCCGCUUUCGCCACGUUCGUGAUCGACAAGGACGGGAUGCUUUUCGCGUUCGGCGACGGGACCUACGGCGAAACGUCUGCCGGCGCUUCGGUCGGCGGGACGAGUAGCAUGAUCUACGGCGAGCCGGUGAAUUUUGAUUUCCGAGAGCCGAUCGCGGACAUUGCAACCGGGGAUAAUCUAUGGAUUGCAAAAAUGUCUGGGUCUGGAAGGUUGCAGCUUGUCAGGCUAAUUCUGGAUCGUGCAAAAGUCUGUGUUGCAUGAGUGCCAAAAGCUGUCCACUUUAAACCAAGUUGGCAGGGAGUUUCUCAUGCAGGAUAGACAUGGUAGGGAUCUCACAGAAUCUGUCAUGCUAGGCGCUGCAUUCCAGACGACAUGGAUCAUGGAAAAUCUGCAUGACAAGUCUCGGACAUUUUUGCAUUUGAUAUAGCCACACGCUCGUCCUGGGGGCGAAUUCCGGGGAAGUUUACGCCUUCGGCUCGGACUGCUAUGGGCAGUGCGGGUGCGGCAUACAGAACCGGUCGAGGAACGGAUUACUCGGGGAGAGGGUGCUGAAACCGCGGAAAUUGAAAUUCCCCGACGCGUUGCACGGAUUCAGUAGUGUGGGGGCGGCUUCUACUACCUCUGGUGCAGAUGGAAGUAGAAGUACCGCAGACGGUCCACCGGUAAAAGUUCCUGGUGGCGCGACUACUGCCACAGCCGAGGACGUGAGAAAAGCGUCCCUCUUCUCGGACCUCUCUGGCCUGGAUGAUACCAGGAAAACCGAGGACCUCGACCUUCGGGCGUCCGUGCUCUCCGCGCUGGGGACGAGGCCGACGGCCGUCAGUAACCUCGGCGGCCGUCUGUCCCAGGCCGAGCUGGGGAUCGGGGUGGAGAAAAACGAACAUAACGUGAUGAAGAUGCACGAGAGAGGGCAGCACGGGAUAGCCGCCUCGUCGAAUAAAGACAGCGCUUUUCAACUUUCCGCGGGGAAAUACCACAGCACGCUUUGCACGGAGAACGGAAAUUUGUACGCGUGGGGACUGUAUCCAGGGCAAAAGUACCGUACUCGUAUUGCAGUCAUGCAUUGCAAAUCGUUCUCUUAAGGUAAAUCAGCAUUACAAAUUUUAUCUUUCAUGCUGAGGAAUGCAUUUACACGAGUACGAUAGAUACUUUUGCAAUUCAUAGACUGGAGAGAAACGGCCCGCUGCAGCCGGAUCCGUUUUUGCCUUUGGGUUCCGCGGCGCUGUACAACGUUGCAGGUGGUUCUGGCGGGUACAACAACUCCGGCGGCUUUUUUUCCUCCGACGCCGGGCCGACGACGCCCCGGAACGUGAACGCGGCGCACUUCGGCGGCGGCGGGGCCGGGGCAAACGCCGCGGAGGCGGCGAGCGUCCAUCUUCCGACGCUGGAAGAUUUCCACGACAGUACCGGCGCGUCCGCCGGCGGACCGGAUGCGAGUGUCGCCAGUGGCGUGAAGAACAGCGUGAAUCGGCCGAAAUUGUGUGCGCAUGUCUUGCACAGGUUCGUGCAAUACAGCCAAUGCGGGCCGACCUACACAGUUGUGGUUUACGGUCAGGAAUUGGAGACCGGAACUGCAAAUGGGGGAGAGGACGAACAAGGAAUAGCUGGGGAGGGGGAAGAGAUGCAGAUGCCGGAGGAAGAUGAGGAUUAUGGCGAUGAAGUAGGGGUAGACCCAAAUUCGCAUUCUCUGUACAGGAGUGAAAUGUAUUUUUCGACGUCCAGUGACAAAGACAGAGAAUGGAGAGCGAUGAACGCAGUUUAGAAAGUGAUACAAGGCCGCAGCUUAUGUCGCGUAGUGGGAGGGUGAACGAGUGGACAGGGGGGAAAGAAAAACGCCAGAGGGUGGGCAAGGGCCCGGCAGGCUGAUAUGGGGUGGGGCGCGAGUUAAAAUUUAAAAAUUUGGGCCGUUCCCGGGGGUAUCGUUCGCCUUCCGUCUGGCAGGUCUCCGGUGGCUCUUUUUCGGGUGCCGCUUCCCGGCGUCGUGGCGUUCCCCUGUGUGUGGGGAGGCAGAUUUUUUUGUUGGGUGGCCUCGGGCUUGUGUUUUUUCGCUUCCCUGUGUCUUUUCCUUCGUUCGGGGGGUGGUCUCCUUGUUGUCCGGCCCUUUUGCGGAUAACCCUGGUGUCGUCCUUUUGAUUGGACCUUCCGAUCCGGCGUUGCAAAGUCGAUUUUUUUGACUUUGCGACGCCGCGUCCUGCAGGAAAACACCUUUUCGGCGCUUCACGAAAGUGUCGUAAAUCCCGAAGUACAGCGUUUUCGGGAAUGUUUUCGGGAUUUGGGCAUUUUCGCAUGAGUCCGAAAGGGUGUUUUCCCGCAGGACUUAGCACUUCACUUAGAGGGCUGAUUUAGCAGCCCAUUUAGAGGGCUGAUUUAGCAUGCGAUUUAGCAUGCUAUUUAGAGCCCUCAUUUAGCAUGCCCAUUUAGCAUGCGAUUUAAAGCCUUUCGAUUUAGAGGGGUGAUUUAGCAUGCGAUUUAGAGCGGGGUCGAUUUAGAGUGCCGAUUUAGCAUGGUCAUAUAGAGUGCGAUUUAGAGUCCUCGGGGCCGGGUUCUUCAUUCGCAAGUCGGUCGUGGGUUUUGGGUUCGUGCACCCUACAAACCGCCUCGGGGAACUGCCCUGCUUUUGUCCACUUAUUCUGGGUCUGUCGGUAUGAUCUCCCCGUGUAGGAUAGGUAGUAGGUUGCGCAGCAGUUUUCUUCCCGGACUGCCUCUUUCCGGCCGCGACCCUUCCUCCCACCACACUUCGCGCGAUAUGUCGCCCGCGCAUUCCCCGUGGACAAUAUUUCCAGAAAAUCCCAGACAGAGAAUGGAGAGCGAUGAACGCGGUUUAGAAAGUGAUUAUCCACAACUUGUGCUCUGCAGUAGUUCUUGGAAGUAGAUCUACCUCCAAUCUAUUACGGGUAGCGCGACGAAUGGCAUCCAAAUUUGUUAAUACCAAUCAAACCGAAAGUUUAGGACGCCUGGAAGGUAUACUGGACGCCCUGCCAGUGUAAUGAGUUUUCAGUUUAGGUUAUUUGUCUCCUUUUGUGUUCCGAGGGCGAUUCAACGAACUGUGCUCGAAGGAAGUACAUCGAGCCAAACCCAAAGAUCCGAUGGCAAGAACCAUGUGAAGAAGUACUGAAAUCUAAAUUUCCUAAAAUCUCUCAAGCCAAGACGAGAUGAUGAAAGAAGCAUCGGUCCUUACAGUAUUUCUAAAGUAGGUUUCGAAGUAUAUAGAUUUCACUCCCUCAUAACUGGCAGCUGUAUUGAGAAGAAGUUCCAGGCUCCCUCGUUUUCAUUGAACCCUCCCGCGGCACAGUGAAGAAUCUUGCAAGAAGCGCAUAAGAACGUUAUCGGCCCUGCAUAAAAAUUUUCCCCACAUUUCGAGAUCCUGUCCACGACCUGUGAAGAUCCUUCACUCUCGGGUCUCUUUAGGUUUCGAACAAAUCUAAAAACUCUUUAGAUUUCGAACAAAUCUGUAAAAGCACUCCUGUUAAUAUUUUCAUCCUCGUACGUUUGCGUCACACACGCGUUGUUUGUUUUCAUCUGAACCACGACACGGAUUUUUGAAGUCAA
Amoebophrya sp. A120 is the source of this 7984-nucleotide messenger RNA. The record is from the annotation of a GenBank genome assembly. NCBI's taxonomy places the organism in Eukaryota, Dinophyceae, Syndiniales, Amoebophryaceae.